GGUGAAUUCAUGAUACCUAAUUAUUGUCACCUUCAAGCUUCAGUCUGGGUGCCCCGAGACCCUUGAUACGAUGUCGGCGACUCCACGGCUAAUAUAUCUCUAAAUUUCGAAGGUCUGAUUAUAUGUACAGUAAUAAGGUCCCUGACAGAGUUCGAACCUUGGCAAAAUACCACGUUGUCUCUGGGGCGUUGCGAGGGAUCCCUAUUUACUUAUCCAUGCUUCUGAUCCAAUUUAAGGCAGGUCUGCAAUGAGUCAAACUCACAUUCGUAUUCUUUAUCAUUAAAAGCGGUAUGUCAUGCCGAUAAGGACGCGAACUCAGCGUGUGGAACGUCGUUCUCCGUGAUACCAAGCAGGGUCAGAGGUUCGUCUCUUAUGGUCAUAAAGCUGCUCGGAGUCCUGCUUUUCAUGUCAAGCGAGGUACACCCAAAUGUUGCGUUGCGAAACGUCGAGUGCACCUGCUCGCGUGGCGUCAUCGCCGGAGAGUGGUGGAGUUGGUCUCCUCUUGGGCACAUAAAAGGUGCCUGUCGUAUCUCCCUUUGCGGCACUCCCAACAUCGGGACAACGAUGGCGCUGCAUAAUAUCUUACUGGAAAAGAGAAUGAUGACUGAGUCACGGUGUGCCGCCGCUUCAAUUCUGUGUAUGACGGCAGGAGCAGGAACCACGAUAAACGAAUAUGGGCGGUUUCAGCUACCACAGCUUCCUAAUGCUCCGUAAAUCUCCUAUACUGUGUCCCUGCCCGUAGUUUGGUCUGCGCUGACUCCGGUUGUUUGCAUUCGUAGAUCGCAUAAUCGACGCCAUUUGCCCCUGCCGCAAUGCUACGGAGGUCGGUGCCCUCUGGGCGGAGGGAAAUAGUUUGCAGGACCGUGGCGCAGAUUCGUAGAUAUAUACGGCGGUGUAUACCUUGCUGUAGCGCCAUGUCAGCGCUUCGGUCAGGUAAUAGAAUAGAUAAUGGAUGAUCGGGGUGGCCCUGCAGACGUAAUGCAGGUGCUUCGCAGAACAUACAAGUAGCUCAGAUAAAGCUGACGUCUUGAAAAUUGUUUUAAAUCCAGCCUUUGAGGCGGGCCCAUGCGAGAGUGGUGAGAGCUGCUGCCUGGUCAGGAUGGCCAACUGGACACAGGUCCGGGUAAGAAACCCUUGUCGAUUUGUGUGUCACAGAGUCGUGCAUGACCUGCAUCUGUGUCUUGAGCAAUCUCGCGAUCAACGAUGCAAUCAAACAAUACACCGUCUUGAUUGUCACAAGCAAUCACAUGAAUGGGAAAUAGGUUACUCACUGAAGGUUCAUCUCCGUGAUUGAGUAGUUCAUAUUGUAAUUUCUUUUAGUUUCCAGAUGACUUCCCCAUUGCCUAGCAUUCGACCGAGCUCGAAGGAUGCCCACAUGACAAGUGAUUUACAAACAGAAGAUGAGUCGUCGAAUCGUAUUCGAAAGUCUGCAUGGGACAGUCACGUUCUCGCCCACGUUACAGAUUCAUCUGAUGAUAUGGAUCUGUGCUCGGAAGGGACUUGGUAUUUUUUGCCACUGAUGUGACUGUAAGUAAAGCGAGAUCAAACAGGGCUACGUGGUGGACAGAAUGAGUGUCGGUUCAGGUGAGAGUGUGCACGUUUAUUUUCAUGUGGAUGGGUGUUCUGCAUGAUAGACUGUUGCAUUUGCCCUGAGGCUAAAAGAUUGCCAUGAGCAUUGGCCAUGACCCUUGUCCGGGUACAACGUUUUCGCUAUCGGAUCAUGGACCAACCUCGUCCUCUGUUAAGUCCAUG
Suillus bovinus is the source of this 1752-nucleotide messenger RNA. RefSeq lists its product as uncharacterized. The record is from RefSeq and is a predicted model, not a curated record. NCBI's taxonomy places the organism in Eukaryota, Fungi, Basidiomycota, Agaricomycetes, Boletales, Suillaceae. The transcript has 2 exons. Bases 373 to 714 code for a protein of 113 amino acids.